Tilletiaria anomala UBC 951 is the source of this 2172-nucleotide messenger RNA. RefSeq lists its product as uncharacterized. The transcript is spliced from 2 exons. NCBI's taxonomy places the organism in Eukaryota, Fungi, Basidiomycota, Exobasidiomycetes, Georgefischeriales, Tilletiariaceae. The record is from RefSeq and is a predicted model, not a curated record. The coding region runs from base 144 to 1712 and encodes 522 amino acids.
GCUCUCUACCCUCUACGGCUCUACCAUCUACGUAGCGCAAGGCACAAGCUGCAGACGGCAGAUUUCAACCUGCACACACCCUAGAGGGCAGCUGCAGCUGUGGAGACCAGGGCAGCUGCAGGCUGCGACCCGCGGCAAGCGCGAUGCUCGUGUCCACCCCCACUUUCGGGCCAACCGACGUGGUUCCCUCGGCAAUUUCCUCCUCACUGUCACCGUCGCCGUUAGCAUCAGCACCAACCUUUGCCGCCACUCUUCCGCAGCCGGCUUGCGCGCACGCAGCGCAAGCUCGAGCUUUAGCUCAACUCUCUACGCGCCUGCUCACGACGACGCUGCACCAUGCAUUGUACGCCAAGGCGCAGCUGUCGUCGCCCGUUGCGCUGCUGCAGCGGGAGCGGGAGCGAGAACGAGAGCGAGGGAGUCAAAGGGGAUGGCAAGGAGACGACGGUGAGCAAGAGAACACCCAUGGAGCUCGUAAGAAGUGGUCUUCAGCUCCGACUGGGCCAGCCAGUAGAGCUGCGAGCAUCAGACGAGGGAACAGCAAGGCAAAAGGCAAGAAGGAUCAGCUGCUGGACACGCUCGAAGCGCUCUCUGAUGCACUGCACUCUGCGCUGUCCCUCGCCUCGGCGCCAGUGCCAGGCAGCGCACAGCCAAUGACGAGGGAGAUGGACCUGCUGCUGCUCUUUGGCCCAGUGCUCUCCAUCCCCAAGCACCUCUUCCUCAUCCGUCUACUCCUCCCCAUCACGGCCGCGGAGCAGGAGGCAGCGCCUGCGUCGCACGCGGACGACGGCACGGACACGGAAGGCGCCGCGACGGUGCGCAUGCAGGCCCAGCAGACGGAACGCCAGAUCGCCAUGCUCGAACGCAAGCUCGUGCGCUUCCUCAUGUUGCACGACCGUCCUGACGAGCCCGACUCUGGCUCCGACUCUGAUGGCGGCUCUGGCUGCUGCGACGACGAGGCGCCGCAAGUGGAGGCGAAACAGAAGGCAGCAAGCACAGAGCCGCUGCGCCUGGCGCACGCCGGCGCUUGCGUCUCCGCCGUCAAGCGCGCACAGGCACGCCCACGCCCCGCGCCACGAGCGAUGAAGUGCCAUGUGCUCCUGCGCGCGGACGCGGACAUCGCGCACGGCUUGGCGCGCCGACGCAGGGCUCGGUGGACGCUCCGGCGCGGCUUCACGACCAGAGGCCUGGCACAGCUGCUCGGCGAGGCAGAGCAGAGGCAGAACAAUGGGCAAGUCGAGCAUGACACACAGGCGCAGACACGAGCGCUCGUUUCGUCUUUAGCGGCAGCACCAUCGUCCGUGCCGCCGGCAUCGACGCGACCGCCGCGCGACCUCAGCGGGCGGGCGCAUUUCACCGCGCGUGUGCAACAAGAGCAACCGGGGUGUGCGUCUGCGCCGCCGUCAUUGUCCGGGGGGGCGCACGGCGACGUGGUUGCAUCGCAGCAGGCGCGCAACCGGCUGCAGCUGCCCGUGCGAGCGGCCACUGCGGGUGCGCGUGCAGCAAGUAGGGUUAAGGGCGCGAUGCGUGCGGGGCCCGUCGCAGGGCGCAUGGUGCUCGAUGUGCGCGGGGCUGCAGGGCUGCAGGAGCAGGAGCAGGAGCAGGAGCAGGAGAAUGGCAGGCGAACAGGCAGCGAGGGGGAAGGGGGUAGAGCAUCGCACCAAACGCCGCUGUGGUUUCUGUUUGAUACGCCGCUGCUGGGCGGUGUAGCCUAGCACAGCGCUUCGCCUCCCUUUCCUUUGCUUGAGAGUAGUAGCCAGCAGUGUGCAGGCGUAAGGGCAGCACAUAUGUCCGCGCGGUGCGCGUUACGGCGAGUGACUUGCCCUGCAGCGAGCAGGCAGGACGAGGAGCUGGGCGCUGAUCGAGCCUGACGAGCCCUCGAUGUACGAGUAUGUAUACAUACGGCUUGUGCUGUGGGACAUGGAUGUCUGUGAGAGUCGAGCGGCGAUCACUGGCGGGCCGCCGCCCACCGCCCACCACUUUGUUACCAACACGGCACACCCUCCCCUCGUCCCCUUGCAUCCCGCACCUUGCCGUCCACAUGGCACGGUGAGGGGAUGCAGUCCUUCGAAGCGUGAAUGUGUGUGUGUGUGUGUGUGUAUGAAUAUAUGUAUGUAUGUAUGUAUGUAUGUAUGUAUGUAAUUUUGACGCGUUCAGGGGAGGCCAGACUUGUCC